UCCGUCGCCCGCGUCGCUUCGCUUUCUUGACACCUGAGCCGGCCGCCCGGCGGUUCUGCGGCUUUCCGUCUUGCCGCUGCGGGCCGCGAAGCGCGGCCAUGUCCCGAAAGCAGGCGGCGAAGGGCCGGCCGGGCAGCGGCAGCCGGAAAGCCGAGGCCGAGCGCAAGCGGGACGAGCGGGCGGCGCGCCGGGCCCUGGCCAAAGAGCGGCGGAACCGGCCGGAGUCCGGCGGCGGCUGCGAGGAGGAGUUCGUCAGCUUCGCCAACCAGCUGCAGGCCCUGGGGCUGAAGCUGCGGGAGGUGCCGGGGGACGGCAAUUGCCUGUUCAGAGCGCUUGGUGACCAGUUGGAGGGACACUCCCGAAAUCAUCUCAAGCACCGACAGGAGACAGUGGACUACAUGAUAAAACAGCGGGAAGAUUUUGAACCCUUUGUAGAAGAUGACAUUCCUUUUGAGAAACACGUGGCCAGUUUGGCAAAGCCUGGCACAUUUGCUGGCAAUGACGCAAUUGUAGCCUUUGCAAGAAAUCAUCAGUUGAAUGUGGUGAUUCAUCAACUUAAUGCCCCUUUGUGGCAGAUUCGUGGCACAGAGAAGAGCAGCGUGCGGGAGCUGCACAUCGCGUAUCGGUGCGGAGAGCACUACGACAGCGUGCGGAGGCUCAACGACAACUCGGAAGCGCCCGCUCACCUCCAGACUGAUUUUCAGAUGCUCCAUCAAGAUGAAUCAAAUAAAAGGGAAAAGAUCAAGACAAAGGGUGUUGACUUUGAAGAGGACCUGAGAGAUGAAGUAGAAGAUGCUGUCCAGAAAGUCUGCAAUGCCACCGGAUGUUCAGAUUUUAACUUGAUAGUCCAGAACCUGGAAGCUGAAAAUUAUAAUAUUGAAUCUGCAAUAAUUGCCAUGCUUCAGAUGAACCAGGGGAAACGAAAUAGUCUGUCUUUGGAAGAUGCAGAGGAGAACCUGGAGUGCAGCGGCCGAGUGCCCCAGCCAUGUGGCCCUCUGUGGCAGGAGGGUGGCAGCGGCACGAGAAUCUUUGGAAACCAGAGCUUGACUGAAGGCAGGACUGAAAACAAUAAGGAGCGGGCCAGCCCGAGCGAAGAAAAUAAAGCAAAUAGAAACCAACUCCCUAAGGCCACCAACAAGCAGAGGAGAGAGCAGCAGCGACUGGAGAAGAAGCAGCGGCAGGAGGAGAGGCACCGUCACAAAGCCCUGGAGAGCAGGAGCGGCCACAGGGACAGCAACCGGGGUGAAGCGGAUGCUAACACACAGGUCACCUUGGUGAAGACCUUUGCUGCUCUCAACAUCUGACUCUGGCCCUCUGGGAGUUGUGAGAAGCGAAUGGAAAAUGCAGUGCUGCGUACCAGGCUUCUCCAGGGAGGCCGUCCUCUCACAAAUGAAACACAACCCACAGAGCUCACACACAGGCUCACACUCUGACUUAGUUUCCUUCAAGCUGCCUCUUUUUUGCUCAGACUUUUGUUAGUGAUGUGUUUUAUUUUAUGGAAGUUCAGUGGAGCCAUUCACGUUCUGUAAUUAAAAUACUGAGUUCUAGGGUUGGGGAGUGAGUUCAGGAAAAACCUUUGAAGUGUGGUUUCAUUUGCCCCCAAAAAUCAGAGUUCAGUCACCCUGGGAUUUUUUCCCUAACACUGUGGUGAGUUUUGCUGUAAUCGUUCAUGAGGUAGUUUAGAUUAAUUGCUAGAAAUUCAGAAUGACAAGUUUCCUUUGUGUCUCUCUCAUUUUCCAGCAGAUAUUCACAUACUGGUAGUUUAUAAAUGGUCUCCAACUCAGGAACACAUUUAGAUUUAAUUUUCUACUAAUCCAAGUUAAUCAGAAAUUAAUUCAGGAAGUAUUUUCCUAAAGUAAUAGGAUAUGAGAGGGCUGCAGCCUGCAGUCAGCGUGGAAAAUGAAACAGCUGCUCCUUCCUGAAUCCAAUGUUCUUUCAGAUGGGAUGCAGGUGCUGUGAGUUUGUUUGCACCCAGGCCAUAUGGUAAACACGCCAGACUGUUAAUUAGGCCUGGACCUUGCUGGAAAAGGGACAGUGUUGUUGAGUUUUUGGUACUUGUUUCUCGACGACGAGAAGGUGGCAUGUUACUGCUUAUGAUGGAAUUCUGAGAUUCUCAUGGUAUGGAGGGCAGAAGCCAUUGUUGUAAAGGGAAAAAUCAAGAAAUUCCUGAGUCGUAAGGAAGAAUCUAAAGAGUUCUUUGAUUUUGUAGGGGCAGAAGGUCUGGAGAAUAAGGUUUUUCAGGUUCACAUUUUAAGUGACUGUAUUUUCUUCCGUGCUACGCUAGACUCAGACGCCUUCAGAGGAGUCUCUGACCUGUCUUUCAAUUCUCUCAGUACUGUGAACAUGGAAUCCCAUAAGAUGCUGUAUCUUUCUUUCUGUUAAAGCCCUAUCUGGGAUUUUGAUGUUGGAAAAGCUCUCCAGCGCUCUAGUAGCUGUCAGUGACCUAGCUUAGGCCAGCAGGGCAGAGGCCAUUGAAUGGCUCCCCAGUUCCGAUGUGGAUUUGGGUCGUAGAGGAAGGUCGUUCCUAAAACUGGUAGAUGGAUGUGAACUCUCAAACUGUAAUAGACAAAGUGGCCGGCCGUGCACAUUUGUUGCCUCUUAGCGACCCAGCAUCUGGACGAAUAAAAUCUGCCGAGUCAAAAGGUAAAUUAGUUUUCCACUCAGAUUUCAAAAUUAUGUAAGUUCCAAGGAGAAGGGAAAGCCAUAAAAACGCUCUGGUUAUGCAGAAGCGUCACUGUCUGGGGGCCCUGUUGUCGCUGGAUUGUUUUUAUCAGCAGGCAGGCGGUUUCCUUCUGUUGUAAUGAUGUAUUUUAAUUUUUUGUCUGUUUGACUUCGGUGACUUUCUGUAGUUGGAGCGUCAGUAGGUUCCUGGAAUUGCUCUCAGGACAUUGCCGUUGGGGCUGCUUCCUGGUCCAGUGCAUUGUACUAUUUAGCAGAUUCAGAGACUGUGCGGCAUUUUUUUCUUCGCACAUUGCAGAGUUCUGAGCGUGAUGUCCACACAAGUGAAGGGUCUCCGUCGCCUCACUGUGUCCAAGAGCGUGAGACCCUGCGCCCGAGCCUCUGUCGUUCUCUUGGCUUUUGAAUCUGGACCCAGUGCUGACUGGCUGACCUUCUCUGAGUGAACGUUCUUUCCUGUCUGCCUCGUAUGGCAAGAGGGCAGGAGACCAGAUCCGCUCCGCAAGAUCGAGAUUAUGUACCAGCAGCUCAACAGGAUUAGGAGCCUGAGAUAGCUUAAGGGAUACCCCUUGUCAGAAGCAGUAGAAUUGCUUUAUGUGCCUGGUUUAUGGAGGUUUUAGAAGUUUUACUAGAAGCUGCUAAAAAGUUAUUAAGGAAUAUUGGGCACACUUAUAUACAAAUUACCAACUUCUGAUAAUAGGUUUCAGCAUUUCUGGGGUAAAAUAACAGCAAUUUUAAAAACUAAGCAUACGGCUUUGAUAAUUUUCUUUUAUUACCAUUUCAUAGUUUUCCAGUUAAAAUUGGUCUGUGUUUAAUAAGUUAGUUAUUUGGAACGGGAUACGUGUAUCCAGCUUUAGUGAUCUCUUCUAGCUCGGCGUUUGAAUUUAGACUUUACUGCCUCAGUCUCACUGAGGUGUGAGGUAAUGGAAUCCAUACGCUUAGUUGCUUCGUAGGCAUUUGAAAACCACGUUAUUGGCAGCUGGCAUGGAGGUGGGUUUGGUUCUGGGAGGACCACUCGGUAGCUGUGUCCUCGUACGGUUACUCAGUGCAGCCCGCGUUAGGAGGCACGUCCUUCUGAGCCUCUGCGUCACAUCUCGGCUGUUAGAGGUUCACGUGACAGCGGAUUGUCUCACUAGCUUUUAGGGAGGUCAGGAGAAAGGGGGUGGGGUGGUGGUCUGUAGCUGCUUACUAGUCUUAUCAACUGUAUAUGAAGGUUUUAUGGAUUUUAAAACGAUUUUUUAAAGGUCAAAAUAAGAAAUGAAACUUUAGCGGCACCAGCUUUGUGCUGGAGAGGUGGAUGUGUUAAAUUAGCAUAGGACCUCGUUCUCGGUAACAUAGUUGCCCUCAGGAGACAGGAGAGAGAGAGAGAGCUUGUCUGUAUGUUUAGCCUUUGGGCCGUGUGAACAUAUGCUUUCAGGAGCAGAGCCUGGUCGAGGGAUUGUGGCAGAAAGAAGGAUCUGGAAUGUCAGCCGAGGCUGUUGCCUGUAGUUUCUUUUAUAAGCUCUGAAAACCCUUCCAAUCCUGUUUUGAUCCCAAGGGCUUAUGAGAUGGGGUCUCCCUUGUGAGGCAGCUCAGGUGGGCUGAGCGGGAGCCUUUGAGUAGGUCGCCCAUAGCGCUCUGCCUUGCCUCCCUGGGGUUUACACUGUGAGAUGACACGGUCCUGGGGGAGGAGGGCCGUGCGAAGUGGGGGAGAGCCGCUCACGUAUUAAGUAGGGGUCAGGUGGACUUCGGCAUUGAACUGUACACGUAGCGAGUCCCUGUCGUCAAUGUGCAAUUUCUCUCAUUCUGAGAAACUCUAGACUCUGCCUGGGUUUUACUGGGUUGACAUAGAAUGCUGUCCGUUUACCUGUGUGAGAUGUCCAGCUCGAAUGUGCGGUCGGCGACAGGGAACUUGGAUUUCUAGUCCGAGUCGCCACGUCUCCCUGAACAAAAGGGCCUUUGUGGGAGGGAUGAAAGUGGUUUCUCGGUUUCUGUGCGUCCCAUCUGUGGCCCCCUCCGACUCUCAUUCUGGGCAGACACGUAGCUCUUCACCUCUUUACCUUUUUACCUCAAGGCUCUGUCUGUAGCAAACUUUUCGAUUCAGAGCCUGACACAGUUUUUCUGUUUUGCCAUCUUCAUUCCUCACCAGUUCGCCCAUCUCGGCUUUUAGAACAGGUGUUGCUAAAACCCUGGCACCUUCCGACAGCUGUUCUGGGGGGACUUAGUAAUGGCACUUUUUACGAGGUGCGUUCUCCUCACCCUAGAGCAGAUUGCAUUUUCCCACUGACACCGAGGCAAAGAUCUUCUAGAUUGUGUAUUGAUGGUGCGUCUUCUGCCGUCACCUACCAGAGGGGGGAGUGGACCACCGGUGUGAAGGGGAGGUGGUGACCCGCAGCCACAGAGUGCUUGCGCCCCGGGGCCCGGCCCCAGCCAGCUCUCCCUGGAACCUCAAGCUCUUGGCUGCCUCUUCUAAGCUCGCUGUCUAGUCUCCCUGGCCUGGUCAGGGGUGCUCCAUAGCUUGGAAGAAUGUUUCACAUCCUUGCAAAGUCCCUCCCGAAGGGGCUGCGGUCCGGGAAGAGCGUCCACGUAGAAGCAUGAACCUCCUGCACGGCGGCCUUAUUUUCAGCAGAGCAUCCCUGUGAUGCAGAAGGGCCGCUUACUGUGGUUGUCCGGGGCGGUGAUGGUCCCCGGACGGAACCGCCUCAAUCCGCCCCCGUGUGCGUCAGCAGCCAGUGGACCACCGUGGCCAGCCGUUCAUGAUGAUCACUGAAGCUCAGCCUGUGGUCUGGUCCCCUGGCGGGUCCCGGAGGAAUGCCGGCGUGGGGCUGCUCCGUCUUCCCACUCUCGUCGUUCACCUUCCAUGGUGGGAGGGGCCAGCGGCCUCCCCCGCCACCCUUCCAGCAACCUCCAUGAGCACCGAGCUCAGUAAGAAGAAGGAGGGGGCCAGGAGUUCAACUUCAGACCUACAAGUUCCUCUUGCUGACGAGAUGUUGUGGGGUGCAAACCCCCUUGUGGGGGAGACUGGCUGGGUCUGUGCAGAACAUGGGGCGUUGGCAGGCUCAGGAACCUUCUCUUUUUUCCAAUUGCACUAUACUUGUAGCUUCAGUCCGGAGAUACUUAAGACCUCCAUGGGGUCAUGACCCAUAGACUUAGCAAGUCUUGCCUUAUCUGUGGAGCUGGACGGGGAGAAAUGUGACCACUGUCUGCUGUCCAUAGUUCAUUUCCUCUAGGUUGUCUCUUUCCACAGAUUGUGUUCAUCCGAACCAUUUUAUUUUAUUUUAUUUUUUACCAAAGUACUGUACUUGGCUAUUUGCAGUGUUUUCAAAACCAAAUGUUUCCUUUUUUUUGUGUUUUUAAUCUUCAAUACUUGGUGCAAUAGAAGCUGCAAAGAUGUGCCACUUUAUCUACAACAUGGGGUUUUGUACGCCAAUAAAUUCUAGUUUAAAGACAAACCA
Molecule: messenger RNA, 6110 nt
Organism: Hyaena hyaena (striped hyena)
Lineage: Eukaryota; Metazoa; Chordata; Mammalia; Carnivora; Hyaenidae
Gene: OTUD3
Product: OTU deubiquitinase 3
Exons: 8
Coding region: 99-1304 (401 amino acids)
Biological process (GO): protein deubiquitination
Molecular function (GO): cysteine-type deubiquitinase activity
Source: RefSeq, a predicted model, not a curated record